CACACGGACAGUUUAAACCGCCGGAUAUGACGUUUAGGGUGAAAACGUUGACUUUUUUUGCACAGUUGGCAUGGGCUUCGGUGAUAAACAAAGCUUUUGGGGUUAAUUUAUUCUCCUUUCUGUAUUUUAAUAGUUACUCCACGUUUGUUUUACGUUUUAAAUGCCUUUCUAAGUCGUGAUGGAUAACGAAGUUCCUACUUGUUUUCUUUUGGGAGACGUUCACUUGCAAAAUUGGAGACAAUGAAGAGAAAAGUAGCCAAAUUAAGACCGAGCCCCAAUGAAGAGGCUCGGUUAAUAAGAGAGGAGCAUGAAAGGAGGAGAAAACUGCGCAUACAGCAGGUGCGGGAGCAGCAGCGGUACAUUUCUCUGCAGAUCUGCCGAGAGGUGCAGCAGAGACGGCAGCUGGAGCUGGAGCAGCUGGCGGAGCAGCUGAGGCAAGACUGGGAGCAACAGCAGAGGGAGAAGCUUAAUACGCUUCAGAGGUUGUACCAGGAGAGCCUCCAGCUUCUCGGGCAGGGACACAGGAGUGCAAAAGAAAAUGAACCUGACUUAGCAGCUCUUGCUCAGAGGAAGGAGGAGAAUUACACCAAAGCAGAGGAGCGUUAUCGAGAAGCCCUGAAAGAGCUCAAAUCACAGAGGCUUAAAGACCAUGAGAUGCACAUGCGCUCCAUCAAUGCCAGGAAGAUGGCACUACAGACUGAAAAGGAAAGGGCAGCGAAGGUGGCCAGUCUCCCGCCGCCUCCACCAAACCCCAUUCAGUACAUCGAUUCCAAGAAGCCACAUGUAGUAAAGAAAUCGGAUGUGAGCGCCUUCGCUGCCACGCAUUACCACAUGCCUGUGAGCACAGUGGACAGAGAGGUGGACACACAGCAGCCUAGUGCCCAUGAGGAAGCUGAGCUGGAAGUGAGGAGACUGCAGGACUUACAGAGGGAGGAGAAAAGGAGGAGAGAGGAGCAGCUGGAGAAGGCUCGUCUCAGAGGGAAGCAGGCUCUGCGCAGGGAACAGCUCGUGCAGGAUCGUGAGCGCUUGCUUGUUGAACUCGAGCACAUGCAGCAGACUGACCUGCUGAGGAGGAGACAGCAGGUAUCACAGAUGCCUCCUCAGAUUUUCCAGCCACUCUAUAAGAGACAGGAGAUGAGGGAGGACUUCCAGCGGGAGAUGGAGUUUGCCUUUGAGGACAUGUAUACUGGAGAGAGGAGGGUUAAAGGUGACCUAGUGGUCCAGUUGAUGCCCGAGCCUCUGCCAGCUCAGUCCGCAGGCAGCCAGGACCAAGAGCUGGAUGUCACGCUGGAUGAAGUCGCUACACCGGAAACAGAAGAAACACAACAUGACACAGAGCAAGAAUCCGGAAGCAGUGAGCAGGAAGCAUCUGCUGAAGUGAAGCCUUCCAAACCUGCUGCUCGACGGGCCCUGAAGAAACUCCUGGAUCGUAUCAGGAGCCAGAGGAGCCAGUGGACUGACCAUAACAGUCAUGUCCCGGCUGCUGAUUCACCCGCCGCCACCAGUGAUCUGAUCCCAGAGCGGGACACGACCAUUGACACCGGCUCGUUGACCAGCGAGGAGAGGGACAGACCGCCUCCUACCAGGCUCCUUCAGCCUGCACGCUCCCCACCAGCCUUGGGAAUGACAGAGCACCCAUCUGCAGAUCCUCUCCUUCCCGGUGUACUUCCCAACAGAAUCCAAGAAUUUGAAGAAGAACAAAAGAAGAGGGAAAAGGAACUCGAGAAGGAGAAGCAGCAGCAGAUGGUCUUGCUCCAGGAGCUGGACGAGCAGAAGGCCAAACUGGAGCAGAUGCUGCUUGAAGCUCAGCAGGAGAGAGAACAUCUGAAGACUGCUGUGACACAGGAAGUCCCUGUUAACCAGCUAGGAGUGCCUGUCCGUGAUCUGGAAGUCACCUCUGUCACGCCUGGUCCAGCCACUGAGCUGGUGCCUCCUGCAGCUGAAGACGACCACAGCAGGAGGAUCAGAGAAUACCAACUACGCCUGCUGGAACAAAACAGAGUUCACAAGAGGUCAGUGGAAGUAGCCCGCCAGCGCCUGGAGGAAUACCAACGUGCACUACGAAUUCGUUUCAACACGAAGUCCACAUCACUGCUGCCUGCUGUGGUGGCGCCAGGCCUCAGUCAGCCACCUCUGCACAAAACCCAGUCUGUUACACUCUCUACUGCUCCUGCAGUGCCUGAUUACAUCCAUGCUAAACCACAAACCUCUGUGGAGGUUCCCACCAGAAACUCUGACAUGUUGGCUUCAUCUCUCCAUGUUCCUGGCUCUAGUCUGAGAGUAGGAUCCGAGUUGCUGCCGGAUGAAGUGGAAUCUAUUUCUAAUGGUAACCAGAGACGGGAUGUCACUGCCUGGCUGACUGACAACAUCAUGGAGAGAGUAACCGGGCACCUUCCAGAGAGAGUGAGGCCCUCUUCGGUCACCACGGCGCCCCUGCCUUAUAGACCAUCCACAACACAUCAGUCAUCCAGCGUCUCACUCCAGUCUGCCUCUGAGCCCGUCCGAGCCAUGAGCCCAAACAUCACAAGUGGCGCACAUAUGGCUCCAGAACAUGCGGGUGCUAAGCCUAGGACCUUGCUGCAUGGCGAUCUGCAGACAGGGUCCCUGAGCUCCAGAGAGGACGACAUGGAGGAGCAGAGACGAGAGCUGCAGGAAGUCCAGAGACGGGUGCUGGAGCAGAGGGAGGAAGUGACACUGCGACAAAGGCAGCAAGAAGAGCAGCGUCAGAGACGAGAAGUGGAGAUGCAGCAGAUGAGGCAACAAAAGGAGACGCUACAGGCUCUGAUUCUUACUGAUACACAACCAGUUCCAGAGGCUGCAGGUGAAGCGAUGGGUUCAGAGAGCAUCAGUCGCCUCAAACUACUUGCAUCACUGCUCAGAGCUAUAGAAGAGUCUAAUGGAGGAACGUUAUCGCAUCUAGAAGACCCUCAGGAGGCAGAUGGCGCCCGUCAACAGCCGCCAUCUAGCAGUGGUGAGAAAGAUACAGUUACCCAGAGCAGGGUUUCUGCUGGACCUUUCUCAGCAUCAGUCCUCCCCUCAGGACUUCUCUCUCCUCCUCAAACAGCGAAUCCCCCACUGACUCGCAUCAGGCCAGGAAUCAUGGGCAUGAUGUGUGAACAGCAUGAGCUCAGUGCUAUUCAAGAGGUGGAGACGCCCAUCGACACAAGCCAAGUCACAGGCCUGGAGGAUAGCGUGGCGGUUCCUUCACACACUGUAGACAGGGAUCCACAGGAGGAAUCUGGCUCAGGGACGUCCAACCAUCUCAUCUGGAGAGAGCGGCUGCUGAUGGGAGCAGGGACAUCUCCAGAAUCCUCCGAGCCUGAUUCACCACUUUCCUCUGACUCGGGGAGAGGAGCCGACUACUCUGGUGGUGCAGUCACAAGCCACAGAUCCUGGACAGAGUCUCUACGUAGGCUUGCGGAUUCCGACAGCUUCUCAUCCACCACCAUCUCCACCGGCAGCUACAUCACCACCGAUCCUGACCAGAACCCUGAUAAAUCCCCACCCACCAUCCACCGUGAGGAACAAAGAAGAGAGACGGUUUUACCCGACUUCACUCCUUCCAGUCAAGGCUCCUGUACUGAGGACUGCUCGGCUGCUGCCUGUCUUGCCGGAGCUCUGUUUAAUGACAGCAGCAUCCAGCACAUUAUAGACAGAUACAGGAGGGAGCUCAGCAUCUGCCUGAGCACUUCUGGGAGAACCACAGAUACUGAAGGCUCGUGUGUGCUGAAACCUGGCUCUCCAGUCUCACAGCAGUCUUUGGUCCAGGCCUCAGAGAGGAGGCCGGGGUGUGACAGCUCUGUGGGUCAUCGGUCUCCUCCCUCGGACGCAGCACGGACACAAAGGAGUCUCCUGGAACAGAACAACAUGGUCGAUCCAACCCUGGAGCGUGUUACAGGCGAGGACUCAGAGCAAAACUCAUUCAGACCUCUGAUUGGCCAGAUGGCAGACGAGUCAUCCUGUCUCAUCGGUGACCAAGGGGACUCGGCCAUGGAGCAACUGGUCGGUCACCCAUAUGCUCACUCAUCCGUGAUUGGUCAGCUGCCAGGAUGGGAUUCCACUCUGAGUCGGAUGAUUGGUCGACUCUCCCACCAGUCCAGCUCUCAUUGGCUGAGUGGGGGCCAGGAAUUUUAUACAGGUCAGCUGCUGGGUCAGACAGCGUUGGAGCGGUCGAGCACAUGGAUGGAAGGAGGUCAGGAGGACGACCAGAUGAGGCCACUGGUCGGGGAGCUGGAUGAUCACAGUGCAAACUCAGGUGAAGGAACCUGUGUCGGUGUCUCAGCCGAGGCUCUUGUGCCAUCAGGCCCAGUGCUGCCUCCUGCAGCCUCGUCACACAGGGCGUUUGUUCCAGGUGUGAAUCCUCAACCACAGGAGCUGCAGAACCAAAGCAGGCCAAUGGACCUGGGCUCUGAGAGGACCGAAGUUUUUCAUUCAUUCCACCCACUGCUGGCUGAGGUCACCCACAAUGACACAGCAGAGCCCUCCAUGACCUUUCACCUGCCUGAACAUGAAGUGCCCAACUCUCCGGAGGGACAGCCAGCCAGUGGGCCGUUCAAUGUUUCAGUACCUUCUGAAGGGUCUGAGUUCCACACUGAUGGCUCUGAAUCACCACCUGAGCACCUUCGAUCAGAGCAGCAGUCUGGCCAUCUGACAACUUUACAUGAAUCCUUCUCCCACCUCAUCACCUCCCAGUGCCAUCCCCUUGACUCUGCCAUCUUGGUGUCUCCCAUCACGAGGACAGAUAUGGAUCAGACGGUGUUGUGUCCGUUGGAUUUAACCAUGUGUGAUGCUGCACCUGCUCUGUGCGUGCCUCAGCCAGAGGGACGGGGAGCAGACAGAGACUGCAUCUCUGAAAGGCCUGGAGAUCCAGCCCCAUUCAGUGACCUCAAUGCUGAAGAACAUAAGUCUGAGCAGGGUUCAAACCUGAACAGUGAUGGUCACGUUUCUGAUAAGAUAACGGAAGUGGCCAGUGAGAAGGGGAUCCUGGAGCAGUCCGAGAUAACAUUAGUGAGCCUGACAGACACCACGCUGCAGGACCAAGACACGGCCAUCGCUGAGGAAGAUGGAAUGUGGGGAGACGAACAUCCAGAUGUGGUGAGGGAGGAAGGACAGAUCAGCUGCCAGACAGAGGGCUCACAGUUCACAUCGUUGCCGGAGAAGAUGGCAGAAGAAAAGAACCAGAUGGAUCCAGUAUGGUUCCUGGAGGUCCAGUGGGGUCCCAGCCAAGAGCUGCAGGAGGUCUGCCAGCAGAAACGCACAGCUCUGCUCCAGAGAUCUUCUCGCAGGGUAGAAGAAAUCAAAGCCAAAGCGGCUCUGGCCAAGGUUCAGCCUGACAUCCAGGCUGGGUCUGAAGCCAGAGAGCAGUCUAAAGCUGGGGAAUCUCAGCCACUCACCUGUGAGGCAAAGACUAAGUUGGGACCUCAGCAUAAGACUAAGGACAAGUCAAAGGAAGCACCAGCUGAACAGCAGCAACCUGUGAGUGAUUCCAGGCAGAAGAAGGUGGACGAGAUGAAGAUUUACACAACAGAGCAAAGGAAACGGGAAGUUUCCAAGAUGCACCAGAGAACUCGGAGACUGUAUGAGCAACUGGAGGAGGUGAAGCAGCAGAAAGCGAUCAAGAGCAGACACGAAGCUUAUGCAAACAACAGACUGAAGGCUAGAGAGUUCCACAAGAAAACCUUACAGAAGCUUCGUGCCCAGCAGUCUCGCCGGUGACUGACGUUUGAAUGUGUUCUAGUUUUACUUUGUUUUAUCAAUAAAGCAUUUAAGUUAUUUGAAUCACUUCCUGUUUUUUUAACAAAUAUGCAGUCAUAGGUUCAACUCUGCUAACUUUUCAAUUGAGUUUAAUAAGAUUCAUGAAGUCAUUUACAGUCAUAUAAAACCAGCUGUUACAGCAAUGAACCCAGAACAAAUCCACAAAAGCAGAGUUCACACAGGGACGAGUGAGGUCAGUUCAGAUUCAGCUCAUGCCAAGUGCACGUUGCUGCAGGGGAAUAUAAAACAGUCAUUUAUUGCUGAUCCUAGGACUGACAUACCAAGCCAACAUCAAGGAACUAGUGGCAACGAAGGCAGACUGCUGCAUAGCCUCAUCAUCAUUCAUGACCUGUUACUAAUCAAGUGUCUAAGGAGUUGCAAACAGCUUUGGGGUUGUCAGCAGUAUGAGAUCUGCAGUCCUAGUUCGUCGUCCUUUCCUUUUUUUGAAAGACUAAUACAGAGUACUGCCACCUGCUGGUGUGGAGCGUUGUCGCCACUCACACAGGCACAGAACACACAUGCUAGUUAGCCACUUUCUUGUUCCCAUGGAGGUGAAGCAACUGUUGGCUUGGUCUCUGUCUGUUCUUAACCUAAUUUUUUUUUU
Monopterus albus (swamp eel) is the source of this 6358-nucleotide messenger RNA. RefSeq names its product centrosomal protein 295 (gene cep295). The transcript has 29 exons. The coding region runs from base 241 to 5715 and encodes 1824 amino acids. Gene Ontology annotation, biological process: regulation of centriole replication. Lineage: Eukaryota; Metazoa; Chordata; Actinopteri; Synbranchiformes; Synbranchidae. The record is from RefSeq and is a predicted model, not a curated record. Gene Ontology annotation, cellular component: cytosol; centriole; centrosome.